AUGGCUUCGCCAUUGCUUAUCUUGUUUUCCACUUCUGUAAUCGCGGGGUUUCUGGCCACACUGCUCCUGGUUGUAGCAGUGUCAGUGGACAACUGGGAGCACACAAGUUAUGACCUUCAUCUCUUGAGAAGUGUCAAUGCAUCCUGCAGAACCCAAGCUCAUAUUGAGUGCCAGGUCACGCAAAUCUCUGAUGACCCCUUGAUGAUCCGAUUUGAUGAGUUUGGCAACAACAACAGCAGAAACUACAGCAGCCUGUUGCUCUCAACUCACGGUGGCUUGUGGAGGGUGUGUCACGAUCUCACAGAUAAACUCAUCUCUGAACAUAUCAGUGCAGGCGGCAGUAAUUACAAUGGACAAAGGUGCUAUACCUACGUGACUGAUUACGAUGAGGAAUCAGAACAGCUAACAAAGGAAACAAAACAGAUAGCUCGACUUCAGAAUUCAGCUGCUUCCUGUUUCAUUGUUGUUCUCAUGGACCUUUGCUCGGCUGCAGUUGUGGGAAUUCUGGGACUGAUCCACAAGCAAGUGGCUUCCUGCAUGAUAGCUGGUGUUCUCUACCUCACGGCUGGUAGGUUUUUUAAAUCCUUAUUUGGUGUGUUUGGCCUAUCAAUGUUUCAUACAAAAGACUACUAUGAGAAAUAUAAAUGCUAUGCUAUCGAUGAAAUUCCUUCAAAAGUCUGCAGUUCUCGGACAGUGACCGUCGGCUACGCUGUUCCUUUAGCAUGGGCAGGGAUUGUGAUGUGUAUCUUAGCCUGCUUCAUCUGGCUCUUUGUGUCCAAGGUUCUCAGGGUGCUCAGGGCAAAGACCAUGUUGUAG
Molecule: messenger RNA, 816 nt
Organism: Candidula unifasciata
Lineage: Eukaryota; Metazoa; Mollusca; Gastropoda; Stylommatophora; Geomitridae
Source: the annotation of a GenBank genome assembly